Messenger RNA from Emiliania huxleyi CCMP1516, 636 nucleotides. RefSeq lists its product as hypothetical. Gene Ontology annotation, biological process: nucleocytoplasmic transport; activation of GTPase activity. Gene Ontology annotation, cellular component: nucleus; perinuclear region of cytoplasm; cytosol. Bases 1 to 636 code for a protein of 211 amino acids. Gene Ontology annotation, molecular function: small GTPase binding; GTPase activator activity. Lineage: Eukaryota; Haptophyta; Isochrysidales; Noelaerhabdaceae. The transcript has a single exon. The record is from RefSeq and is a predicted model, not a curated record.
AUGAUGUGGAGCCGCUUCCACUGGAUGCCUUUUGCCGCCGCCGACGCCGCCAUCCUCGGGCACCUGAUGGCACGCGGCUCGGUCGAUCGCAUUGCGGUGCUCAAUCUGAUGUGUGCUUCCCUUGAACCGGGAGACAUGCAACCAAUCCUGAAUGCGCUCUCCGGCGGUGCUCUGCCUCGGUUGCACUCUCUUCUCCUCAACGGCAACAGCCUCGGCGACCGCUUCUGCAUGAGCUUGGCCGCUUCUGCACGAGCGGGCGUGCUGCAGGCUCUGAGGUUCCUCAACAUGUGCUUCAAUGGCAUCACGGGCAAAGGUGUGACUGCUCUGGCGGGCGCGCUUGCUCAGGGUGCGUUGCCACGGCUGUCAACUCUCGACCUCAGGUGCAACCAGGUCGACGACGCUGGUGUCGAGGCCCUCGCUGAGAGUGGCAAGCAGGGCUGCCGGGCGCUGUCAAAGCUGUCUCUCGCCCGCAACAGCAUCACACCCGUUGGCAUCGAUGCCUUGGCCGCGGCACUGGACAAGGGUGCCUUUCCGGCUUUGGAGUGCCUGUCCGUCCCUACCCCUGUCUCGCAGCUCCCUCGCAUCAAAGAGGCGUGCGAGAAGCGGCAUAUCACACUAGCUGAUCAACUGGCGUGA